Suillus bovinus is the source of this 614-nucleotide messenger RNA. RefSeq lists its product as uncharacterized. The transcript is spliced from 5 exons. Lineage: Eukaryota; Fungi; Basidiomycota; Agaricomycetes; Boletales; Suillaceae. The coding region runs from base 1 to 468 and encodes 155 amino acids. The record is from RefSeq and is a predicted model, not a curated record.
AUGUCUUUCCCCAACGACGGAGUGUAUACCAUCAGAAACGCUGGCAGAAACCUCAUGCUCGACCUGACGGGCGACAGCACCAAUGAAGGCAACCAGAUUCAAGGCUACGCCAAAAAUGGCACUGUAGCUCAACAGUGGGUGAUCAAGAGGCAAAAUGAGCCAGGGACCCCCAACAAAACUAUCAGCAUCCAGUCCAACAACAGCGGCAACAAUGGAAAUGGAUGCUUUGCUACCGCGAAGGAGAACGCGGGAGAACCAGUCGUUUAUACUAGGCAGGCGUUUGUCGUCGAUCUUUCUGGACAGGCGGACAAUACUUUUAACAUUUGCUUCACUCGCGGGAACAGAAACUUGGUGUUAUCCAUUCCAAACCCAAAGAACAGUGCAGUGAGACUUGAAAAUCACGCACAAGGAAAUACUUGCCAGCAGUGGGAAUUUAACCGGGUUUCUGAUCUCCAACCAAUCGCCUAGUUGUCGCCACUAGGUACCACCUUGCAAAGGUGUUCAAGGUUGAGCUAUUGAAAUUGUGCCCGCGUAUGUAUAAUACGUAUUGUCAUGUCUGCUUCCGCUUUGUAUGAGUAGUUGAUGAAUAGCAUCGCUUUAGUCUGGCUCUGACU